Molecule: messenger RNA, 623 nt
Organism: Onthophagus taurus
Lineage: Eukaryota; Metazoa; Arthropoda; Insecta; Coleoptera; Scarabaeidae
Gene: Atg12
Product: Autophagy-related 12
Biological process (GO): protein lipidation involved in autophagosome assembly; glycophagy; autophagy of mitochondrion
Cellular component (GO): Atg12-Atg5-Atg16 complex; cytoplasm; phagophore assembly site membrane
Molecular function (GO): Atg8-family ligase activity
Source: RefSeq, a predicted model, not a curated record
AAACAUAGGUUAUGAUUUUGACAUUUCUGUGUUUUUGUAAAUAAUCAUUAAAAGUGCAAAAUGAGUGAAGAAAUUAAAAAACCGGACGAAAACGAAUCGGAUUCGUUAUCAUCUAAUUUCGAUCGUCGCGUUUCAUUAGAAAAUAACGAAGUAAAAUUAGAUAAAAUAAAAUAUGAUAUUCUUUUAAAACCAACGGGAGAUGUGCCGAUUAUGAAAAAGAAGAAAUGGUCUGUAGAAGCUGAUAAACCAAUUGGAUGGAUUAUUGAUUUUAUGAAAAAGUACUUAAAAUUAGACCCCCAAGAUAGAUUGUUCUUGUAUGUAAAUCAAAACUUUGCACCUUCCAGAGACCAAAUAGUGAGGAAUUUAUAUGAAUGUUUUGGUGCUGAUGGUAAAUUAGUUUUACAUUAUUGUAAAACACCAGCUUGGGGAUAAUCAACAGAAUUUAAUUUAAAUCUUUUUUAUGUACUUUUUUCAAAAUAUUUAUUGAGUGUAACAAUACACUUUGGUUAUUACAACUUCUUAAAGCUACAAGAAAACUUUUUUAUGGCACUCAAUUGAGUUUUUUUUAUUUAUUAAAUACUUGUGUUGUUGAUCUAUAUAUUAUAGUAAAAGUAUAAAUUGUA